This is a messenger RNA of Oryzias latipes (Japanese medaka), 1509 nucleotides long. RefSeq names its product sizzled (gene szl). Gene Ontology annotation, molecular function: Wnt-protein binding. The record is from RefSeq and is a predicted model, not a curated record. Gene Ontology annotation, biological process: non-canonical Wnt signaling pathway; canonical Wnt signaling pathway. NCBI's taxonomy places the organism in Eukaryota, Metazoa, Chordata, Actinopteri, Beloniformes, Adrianichthyidae.
UAAUCAAAUCUUUUUUUUUAACCUUUACACUCAUAACAAAUUGUUAACUCCAAACUUCUCCUGAGUCACACGUUUAUUUGAAAUCUACCAACUUUUUUAUGUUUUUAGACUGUUGGACUUGUCUGAUGUAUACAAACACAUGAGAGCGCCUGCUUCACUGGUCUUCAUUCAGUAAGAGCCGGGAUGGGACUGCUCGCCCCCCCCCAACAACCCACACACCCUCCAUCUGCUUACUGCCCCCUCUCUGUCUGCAGCCAUCCCAAAACAAGCCGUUGUCUCCAAACACAUCGUCUCUGUGUCUUUUGAUAGGUAGUUGAUAACAGACUUACAGACUGAUGGGGCUGGCUGACCUUGCAGUAUAUAAAGGGAAGACGGCAGACUUGUCACAUUCAGAGAAAGCUCCAGCCCUCACUUUUUGGACUGUCUGGACUUGAGGGGAACCUUUCAGAAUGGCUGCAUUCUUCACAGUUGUUUUCAUGGCGUCCGUUUUGCCACUACUGGCCUUUGACAUCAGCCAGUCCACGCGCUGCGUUGCCAUCCCCAACCAGAUGAAGGUCUGCCGGGGCGUUGGGUACUCGGAGAUGAGGCUGCCAAACUUUUUGGGCCACAGUAACUUGGAAGGUGAGGUGGUGCCACAUUCGGAGGAUUGGAGGCCGCUGUUGCAGACGGGCUGCCACCCUCAAGCUCAGGCCUUUCUCUGCUCCAUCAUCGCCCCUGUCUGUCUUGACGCUUUUAUCCAGCCCUGCCGUAGCCUGUGUGUGGCAGUGAGAGACAGCUGUGCCCCAGUGCUCGCUUGUCAGGGACAUCUGUGGCCUGAGGCUCUUGACUGUGACCGCUUCCCUGAUGAGGAAGACAUGUGUCUAACUCCCUAUGCAAAACUCAACCACUAUUCUAAAGAUGUGCCUAAACCUGCCUGCCAGAACUGUCCAUCUGUAGAAGAUGCUCCUGCAGUGAAAACAGUCUUAGGCGCAUUUUGUCGCCACGACUUUGCUGUGACUGCCAGAAUUCAUCGUUCUCGGCAUCCUGGGGACGAGUCUGAAUUUCAAAUCGAGGGCCGAGUGGAGUUCAUCCGUCAGGGGCCUCUGUUGCCCUACGACACCCAGCAUUUACUGCAGCAGUGGCUCCUGAUUAAUGUCAGAUGUGCCAGCGCCCUUGUGCGCCCGGCGCGGUCACAGCUUUAUGUGCUGACGGGGUCUGUGCUGCCAGAUGGCACGAUUGCUCUCACUUAUCUCUUCCCCUGGCACAAAAAGGAUGCUGGCAUUGCACUGGCCACGCGAAAGUGGAAACACCACAGAUGUUAAAAGAAUGUUUGGAAGAGCAAAAUUACUUAAGGAAAAAUAUGAAUUUGAUACCAUUUAGUGCCCCAAACAUCUGUCUUCAUUUCCACAAGCUGUAAUCGGAUGCACUCGACCUUGUAAAUAGCUUUAACUGUAGAAUGAUAUAUUUCAAUUUUUAUAAAGUUAUUUGUUGUAUUUAUGUAAUCUUUUGUAUUAAAAGUAGUAAAAAAAA